Molecule: messenger RNA, 3369 nt
Organism: Scleropages formosus (Asian bonytongue)
Lineage: Eukaryota; Metazoa; Chordata; Actinopteri; Osteoglossiformes; Osteoglossidae
Gene: supt20h
Product: SPT20 homolog, SAGA complex component
Exons: 23
Coding region: 65-2605 (846 amino acids)
Biological process (GO): regulation of transcription by RNA polymerase II
Cellular component (GO): SAGA complex
Molecular function (GO): transcription coregulator activity
Source: RefSeq, a predicted model, not a curated record
GCAGGGACUGAGUGGUCGGCCGAUGGGGGUCACGAAGGACCGGUAGGAACACCUGCGGAUCACAAUGCAACACAUUUUGGAAUAUGCUUUGGAUCGGGCGGAGUACAUUGUGGAAAGUGCUCGUCAAAAACCAGUGAAGAGGAGGUGUUCGUCCAGUGGAAGGAAGUCCUUAUACCAGAAGCUCUAUGAGCUGUACACUGAGGAAUGUGAAAAAGAGCCAGAAUUAAAGCAGCUGAGGAGGAAUGUCAAUCUACUGGAGAAGCUCGUCUCCCAGGAGUCUGUAUCGUGUCUGGUGGUUAACCUGUACCCAGGGAAUGAGGGCUACUCAUUGAUGCUGAGAGGAAAAAAUGGGUCUGAUUCUGAGACAAUCCGCCUGCCAUACGAAGAGGGAGAGCUGCUGGAGUACCUGGAUGCAGAACAGCUACCUCCUGUUCUUGUGGAUCUCUUGGAGAAGGCCCAGGUGAACAUAUUCCAUUGUGGCUGCGUUGUGGCUGAGGUCAGGGACUACCGGCAAUCUGGGAACACCAAAAUGCCCAUUUACCAGAGCCGCCAUGUCCUUCUACGACCCACGAUGCAAACAUUGAUCUGUGAUGUCCAUGCUCUGACAAAUGAUCAUCACAAAUGGACACAGGACGACAAGCUACAGUUGGAGAGCCAGCUCAUUCUGGCCACAGCAGAGCCUCUGUGUCUAGAUCCUUCCAUUUCUGUGACUUGCACUGCCAAUCGUUUGCUCUAUAACAAGCAGAAGAUGAACACCCGCUCAAUGAAACGGUGCUUUAAGAGACAUUCAAGAGCAGCACUCAAUCGGCAGCAGGAAAUGGCCCAUUACCCUACACCCCCACAGCUGCGACUCUACGAUUACCUGCAGAAGAGGAAGGAGAGGAAGCCGGCACCCUCGAUAGACCUCAAGAUCUCCAAGGCUGGAAACUGUGUUGAUAUGUGGAGACAGAGCAGCUGCCAGCUAACUGCCCCUUCUGAAAUUGACGUGGAAAAGUAUGCCGUGGUAGAGAAAUCCAUCAAAUUGGAGGAGACACAGCAUUCUGUCUGGCCUGCAAAGGAAGUGAAGGAUGACUACAUUUUUGAAUGUGAAGUAGGCGGACAGAUUCAGAAGACAAAAGUUACAAUAUUUCAGUCGGUGGGCGACCCCCUGGUAUAUGGAAAGAUAUACACCGCCAAAGACUCCAAAUCCAGUGAUGAUGGAAAUGACUUGCAUCUCAUCCAUCCACCUUUCCUAAUAGGUUCAAAAAUUGAUGCUGAUAGGUUUCUGAACCAAUACAAGGAGGUAUAUGAAAGAGAUGUGAAGUGUCCGGUGAAGAUGUCUCACAACUCAGAGAACACGGGAGGGAGCCAGAGCCAGCCAUCUCCAGGGCUGGAGCAAGAAGCUGAGGGCUACUCAUCGUUGGUUCAGUCAUCGAUGUUGGGGAAGGGUGUGAAACACAGGCCACCACCCAUUAAACUACCAACUGGGUCAGGCAGUAGCUCCUCAGGAAACCCAUACAGCUCACAGCCAUCAAGCAGCCACCUUAAGUGCCCGACUCCCCCACCCCCUAAAACCCAGUCACUGACACGGAAGCACUCGUUGGAGCUGGGGCAGGUGGGCUUGCUGUCCCCUGCAGCACUUUCACCUAUGGCCUCAUCCCAGAGGUCAGGGACCCCCAAGCCAUCAACACCAACACCCACCAACACACCAUGUUCCACCCCACAUCCUCCAGACAUUCAGGCAGCCACACCCUCGGUUACACCCACUCCCCAGGAUGCAGCCGUGGCCCCGCAGCCAACAUUGUUGGCCCCCUUUGCCCAGCAACAGAUGGCACUGAGCCAAGCACUUCCUGUUAUGACCAUCCCCCUGUCCUCCAUGGCUACCUCCAUCACGACUGGUACCUCCUCUUCACAAGUCAUGGCUAACCCAACUGGGCUCAACUUCAUCAACGUGGUAGGAUCUGUCUGCAGUCCCCAGACUCUGAUGAGCAGCUCCAACCCGAUGUUAAGCUGCAGCCCUGGGGCCCUCACUUCUGGUAUCAACCUUAGUGGGAUUUUACCCCCUGGUGGUCUGAUGUCAGGGGCCUUGCCCACCAUGCAGUCUGCUGCACAAGCAGGGAGUCCCUUUGGUUUAAACAGCUCCCCAGGUUUGCGACCCUUGAAUCUUCUCCAGAUUCCCACAGCCCCCUUGAUAUUCAAUUCCCAGCUCUCCCAGUUUUCUCCACAGCAACAGACUAGCCAGUCAGCCACCCCUAGCCCCCAACAGCAGGGCGACCCGGCUGAACAGGGAGUAGCAGGUCCAGAUCAGACACUGAGCAAUCAGCAAACAGCUGUAAUAAACCUGGGCAGCUUCAUGCCCCCUCCAGCAGCAGUGCUGUCCCAGCUGGGCUGUGGCCUGGGCAGGCCCGGGCCGAGUCUGCCGUCCCCAAGACUCCAGCUCUCCUCUGCCUUACAGCAGCAGUGCCAGCCGCAGCUACAAUUGCAAUUCUUGCAGCACCGAACGCAGCAACAGCAGCAAACGGCUUUGGCAGCGGAGGCACCAACGCAAGCAACACAGCAGCAUUCCGCCAGCCAGCCAAGAAGUAAGAGGAAGCGCAGCACCCCACAGCCCCUGCCCAAAUCAUGACCUCCACCCAGUCAUUCAGCUGGCUUACACCUCCUGCAGAUUGUUGCCACAUCUCUGGAAUACUUUUUUUUUUUUUAAACAGAAGGACAGUACUGAGCAUUUAUGUCUAUGUUUUAUUGGUACACAUCAAGAUCUGCAAGCUAUUUGUUUUUGCAUUUUUUUUUAAAUGCUAGCUAAAAACCUGGUAAGCUCACUGCUGCUUGCCUAAUACAGACUAUCCAUAGAGCAGGUUCUUUUUUUUAUUAAAACCCAAGCUUUUUCUGACAUAGAUUAGGGUUGCCUUGUUUGCUUCAGGUUAAUAAGGUUUCCCAAAGCAGGUUCAAGACCACUCUUCUAUACAUUGGUUUUUGUUCCAAAUGAGCUGUUGCAAUGUCAUAGAGUUGUUCUAGAGCAGUGAGUAUAUCCCCAGAGUCCUAAGGCAAAUUCCAUCUGGAAAAACAUGCCAAUGGGAAGUUACAGCUGCAGCAGUAUUUGUGUAACUUUAAAUUGAGGGGCUAGUAUUCAAAAAUAGUACCAAUUACAUAUUAAUAUUGUCAUUUUAUAUUAUUUACAACAGCAAGGACCUACUCAGUCUCAAAGUAACAAACUACUGAUGUAGAUGUUGGUUACCAACUGCGACAACAGAAAAACUCAGGACAUAACCAGGCUAGAGCGAGGGUCCCCAGCACCAGCAGCGGGGAAUAAAGCUUCAUGUUGCCCUGCCUUUAAACAUCUCCCACUGAGAGCAUGAAAUGUGUGUGCAUUUUAGUCAGUCUCUUUUAAAA